AUGCCUGUCGUGGAUGGCAGCCGAUGCCGCAGUGAUGGCGGUGUAUGUGACGGCGAUGAUGCUGAUGCUGCUGAUAAUGGUGUGGCGCGCUCUGCUCCAUCCCCAUCAGCAGCAAGCAGCGUCGAUUACGGCGACCAGUACCACGCUUACCCCAUGAUGCGAUGCAAAGAGGUCUCCUUGACCCUUGCACAUGCACAAAAUGAGCAAGGCGAUUGCCACGAUUGCCACGAUUGCCACGAUUAUUGCCACGAUUGUACGCCGGACUCGUCUCCCGUGCACUUGCAGCAGAGUGGAGAUGAAGAAGUGGACGUGCAGGACAUGCGCAGCUUUUCAACCGCGAGCGACUCGGAUGAGGCUGUUGUUGUUCUGCCUCAAGCAAACGGCGACGGCUUGGCUCCUCAGCAGACCACGCUCCAGUUUCAACCACCAGCGCCUCCGAGACGUCGCGUUUCCUCAUCUCCGCUGCUGUCGUCAUCACCAUCGUCGUCCUCAUCAAUGAUGUACUUCACUUCGUCUUUCAGUACCUCGCCACCGUCCGCCACCCACCAAUCUGUGGUGAGCGGUCCAAACUCCGACUCGGAAAUGGACCUGAAUCGCAGCUUUUCCGAAACGGAGAUGCCCUCGUCGCCCUCGUGCCCCAGCUCCCCCGUGCGUGAAGCCGCAUGCACCAUGAACAACGACAUCAACAGCGGUGGCACGACAACGGUGGAUGCAGGCACCAAGCGGUCCAUGGAGGAGCUGAUGACGUCGGUGCGCGUCCCGCCAUCCUCGCCGGGCCCGAUGGUUGGGAUGGACGUGGAUCCUCCUCCACUGGGAGAUUUUGGUGCGCUUGGCGAGUGGCACGCCGACCAACAACUGUGCCAACUUCAAGAUGAGCACGGCAUUGACUGCUUGCGCUCCCAGACAGUGGUGCAGCAAGCCAGAAACAAGGUGUACCGCCACAAGCAACGCAAGCGCCACCUCCGCCGGCAGGACCUGCUGCAAGGGCAACAGCACCAGCAGUGGCAGUAUGAGGACCCUGACGAGCUGGAGAAGAUCCUCGAUGCCACCCCAGCCACCAUGUCCUUUCACACGGUGCUGUGCUGCGUGCGGCGGCUACACUGCAACAGCGACGCCCAGCAUGGAAUGUCGUCGUUUUGCGACAGGUGCCUCAACCCAGCCACCCUGUGCGUGUCCACAUCCGCCUUCAAGAAGCUCACGCAGAUUCUCAAGCAGCGGCGGCAGCCUGCCCUGCGCGUGGCGCUGCAGAGGGCGCGUCGGCGAAAGCAGGACCGCAUCGCCAAGGCAAAGAAGCACGAGCAGUUCAACAAGACCCUGCACAACCUGCGGGCAACGAAUGUCCAGUACAGGGCCAAGCUGGCGCACUUGCUCGACGUGUACAACGCGUUGGCGCGCAUGCUGGUUGAGGUUGCUGGGCCGUGCUGAGUCUGCUGGCGAGAGCCACGCACCAUCCGAGCAAACGGCGCACGCGCUUUGCCUUUGCUCUGUUUUCUUCUUGAUUUGUGUUUGGAGCCGUUGCACAGUUCUUGCGGUACCCCCUCCCAACCAUCAAGAAUGUCCUUCUUCAGCCCUCUUAUCUUGUGGCGCCUGCGGCGAUUGCUGGUGCCCAGUUUCCUUCUGUUUUGCUUUUUCAUCCUUAUCAACAACCUCUUUGACUUCAAACGGCAUGAUGCAUUGCAUGUGCCGAUCUGUUUCACACCCUAGCUGACAUUGCUUCUCGUUGAUCUGUUCCGCAUCCUUUAUGUGUGGUUCACAUUGUUGAUGCAAGUUUUCUUCCCUUCUUCCUUCCCUUCUUCCUUCCCUUCUUCCUUCCCUCCUUCCUUCCCUUCUUCCCUCCUUCUCUUCUGCUCUGUUCCAUUUGUUGUUUUGCCUCAUUGCUUGCUGAUGGUGUCAGCAAUGUGUGGGAACGACAACUUGGACAGGAGUUUUGUCCGCACGCUCACCUGAACCACUUCUCAGUAUCCUUUGCCAACCGUUGUUCUUGUGCUGUUGACGGAACUGGUUUGUGGUCACACGACACACAUGUCGUGGCCCAAUUUCCCGCUCUUCAGCACAAUGUUUGACGGUAUGGCAACAGUGAC
Salpingoeca rosetta is the source of this 2081-nucleotide messenger RNA. RefSeq lists its product as uncharacterized. The transcript has a single exon. NCBI's taxonomy places the organism in Eukaryota, Choanoflagellata, Craspedida, Salpingoecidae. The record is from RefSeq and is a predicted model, not a curated record. Bases 1 to 1425 code for a protein of 474 amino acids.